AGCUUGUUCUUUCCUUUAUCACUUUAGCGGUGAAGGUGCAACAGUAAUCGGUCGUCCCAAAUCCGGGUUCAUCCGACACCCUCACAAACUACAGCUGAACUGAGCUCAACGUCUACUGAAGCAUCAUGCCUCCCAAAUUCGACCCCAAUGAGACUAAAGUUGGUAUGUGAGGUAUCUACUGUAAAAUGAUUUGUUUCAGAUAAGAUCCAAAAUGGAGUCGACUUCUGUCUGGCACAUCCAUGAUGGCGCAGGCCUCUUCUCAGCAAUGAGCUGAUAAAAUGGUAACGUUAGCUAGGAUAAACACCACAUUUGUCUUGAAUUUACUGUGAAUGCGUUACAGUAUCUACUCAUAAUACAUUCAAGUGAACAUUGCAUGAUGGGAGAUUCUGUUUAAACCUUUCAGACGAAAUUAGAACGUUAGUUAUAUAUCCCAUUUCAGACGGAACUUGUUGCUAACUAUAUAGCCCAUUAAUUUCAGGUCUAGCUAUUUAUGUUAGCCUAGCCAGGUAGCUGCUGCUCUGUUUUCACUACGUGGGUGCACCUGGUUUCAGGAGGCAAUCUCUGACACGUGUCUAGAUUGUAAAGUGUAAGCGCUAGAAAUAAGUUAGACAUUUCACAGGUAUUGAAUGGUAGACGAUGCAUAUAGACUAAUUGAUUUGACUGCAACAAAUUAUAUUUUACUAACUUACUCCUGGCGGGCUGCAUGUGGUCUAGGUCAGUGGUUCCCAAGCAGGGGUACUAGGACCCCAGGAGGUACUUGAGAAGACUCGAGACCAUAGGCUUACUGGUAAAAUGCGCUGGGGGGGGGGGCGGUACUCCUUGCAGACAAAAUUCAGUUGGUAGUACAGUAACCGAAAAAGGUUGGAACCACAAGUCUAGGUAAUUACAUACAGGUUUAGCAUCUUUACAAGUUUGGAUGACUAUUCAGCACAGGUAGCUGGACUAUUCUACAGUUACGUAGCAGUUAAUUCAUCAUUAUUGGAGACUUGAGGCUGGCUUCAGCCUAGGUGCCCUAGUUAAGUGAACUAGUGCUCACAUUUGCACAGCCACACAAUGGUACCUGCACUUGCAAGUCAAUGAUGGGCUUUUGGCAUGGCAUAUUUUAAAUUAGCUGACUUAACUCCACGGUGAAGAAAGUUUAAUUUCAACUAGGCAAAUCAGUUAAGAACAAAUUCUUAUUUACAAUGACAGCCUACCCCGGCCAAACCCUCCCCUAACCCAAACAACGCUGGGCCAAUUGUGCGCUGCCCAAUGGGACUCCUGAUCACGGCCGGAUGUGAAACAGCCUGGGAUCAAACCAGGGUCUGUAGUGACGCCUCUAGCACUGAGAUGCAUUGCCUUAGACUGCUGUGCCACUGGAAUUUACAUUUUAGUCAUUUAGCAGACGCUCUUAUCCAGAGCGACUUACAGUUAGUGAGUGCAUACAUUUUUUAUAUCUAUUUUUUUCAUACCCCCCGUGGGAAUCGAACCCACAACCCUGGCGUUGCAAAUGCCAUGCUCUACCAACUGAGCUACAUCCCUGCCGGCCCUACCCUAGACGACGCUGGGCCAAUUGUGCGCCGCCCCAUGGGUCUCCCGGUCGCGGCCGGCUACGACAGAACCUGGAUUUGAACCAGGAUCUCUAAUGGCACAGCUAGCACUGCGAUGCAGUGCCUUUUGAUCACUGCGCCACUCGGGAGGAAUUCUGCUCCGACUACAUUGGCUAGCGUUAGCGCAAUGACUGGAAGUCUAUGGGUAACUACUAGUCCCCUGUAGCUCAGUUGGUAGAGCAUGGCGCUUGCAAUGGCAGGGUUGUGGGUUCGUUUCCCACGGGGGGCCAGUAUGAAAAUGUAUGCACUCACUAACUGUAAGUCGCUCUGGAUAAGAGCGUCUGCUAAAUGACUAAAAUGUAAAUGUACUAGCAUGCUUAAUCUAGAUAAAUGGACUCAAUGCCAAAAUCCCAAAGUAUCCCUUUAAGACUUGGAAGCAUAGAACAUAUCUACUGCUUAGACUUGCUUUCAAUGAUGAGAUCUAUAACUCGCAUUUCUAUGGGAAUUUGCUCAGUCGCCCAAAAAGUUACAUAUUGCAGCUUUAACGUUUAUGGGUAGUCCUCUGUGGCUCAGCUGGUAGAGCACGGCGCUUGUAACGCCAAGGUAGUGGGUUCGAUCCCCGGGACCACCCAUACACAAAAAAAUGUAUGCACGCAUGACUGUAAGUCGCUUUGGAUAAAAGCAUCUGCUAAAUGGCUUAUUAUUAUUAUUGAAAAAGUCUGGAUUUCAGCUAACAAAGGCACGCAACUACAGAGGACAAACAUAGGUACAGGUUUUUAUUUUUUAUUGUCCUUCGGCGACUCGGUAGUCAGCACUGAAUUCCACAAAGCCUGGUCUCUGCUCUCAUCCAUUGGUGGAGUUCAUCAGAAACUUCACCAUGGAGUGGCAUUUGGUCAGCAAAUGUUCAAUAGGUUUACUGUACUGAUGCAUAGGCGUAGACCUAAUUCCAAUUCAGUGGACCACAAAUGCGCUUUAUCUUGCCCCAUCCUAUCAUGUUUGGCACUUGCACAUGAGAUUGCAAUAAAUGGUAGGAAAUCUGACUACUAUUCAGUUCUGCAAAGGGUGUAACCAUUUUGACUGACUCCCAACUUAUUAGACAGCACCUAAGACUUAUUAGAAAGAACUGCUAUAAUACUUCAAAUUAGUCACUGAGAAAUCCAGUAUUCACCAUAAAGGGGAAUAUACUUUUAGUUAACUUACGCCCUAAAUCCUAUAGUGCACCUCCAUAAGCAUUGGGACAGUCAUUGGAUCACCUGCUUUAUUAUGAUUUAGCCUCCUGCCACUUUUCCAGUCUGUCUUGGACCUGAGUAUAAUCCAGUGGAGGCUAAAAUGAACCCAGCUCUAGGAAACGGGGCAGCCCAAACAAUGGGCAACUGUGCAGAAAGGCCUGGAUCAAAAUGGUGCCCUAAUACUAACAGCAUUUUGACUCAUGCUAAUUCCUUCACUGUAUUUACUCAGGAACCACCAAUAAUCUAUGCCUCAUAUCUUAUUGAUUUCUUCUCAUAAAUAACCAGUUUCUCUUUUUCUACCUUGCAGUGUACAUGAGGUGCACAGGAGGAGAAGUUGGUGCCACCUCUGCUCUGGCUCCCAAGAUUGGACCUCUGGGUCUGGUAAGUGUACCAUUCCAACCCUCUCAUUUAGAGUGAGUUGUGGUAAUUUUUGGAGUACCCAUUGUCUGCAGAUUAGCCUCCCGCCACUUUGCCAGUCUGAGUGUAGUCCAGUGGAGGCUAAAAUGGACCCAUCUCUAGGAAACUGGGCUGCCCAAACAAUGGAUUACUCUUUGCUGAGAGGCCUGAAACAAAUGCUAAUAUUGUCCUUCUGUUUCCCCUGAAUUUGUCACUAUUGAUCACCAUUUUGAAGCGUCACGCUUGAAGCUUUUUCUGUGUUUUAAAUCUGUACUCCUUGCUUUCAGUCUCCCAAGAAGGUUGGCGAUGAUAUUGCCAAGGCCACCGGAGACUGGAAGGGCCUGAGGAUCACUGUCAAGCUGACCAUCGUGAACAGGCAGGCAGCGGUACGUACCAAAUCUGUUCCCUCAACCAGAGUCCCUGAAAAUGGAUUGGCCAUUCAAAUGUUUUUCAAUCAUCCCAGCUUUAACGUGGCUUCUGUCUAUUGUAGAUCGAGGUGGUGCCCUCUGCUUCGGCUCUGAUCAUUAAGGCCCUGAAGGAGCCCCCUCGUGACAGGAAGAAGGUCAAGAACAGUAAGUUGCCCUGAGCUUUCUCCUCUGAUGACUAAUGCAAUUUUUUUUUAAACAAGGUUGUCUUCAUUAAGUUAAACCUGUAGUUUGGCACGUUCCAGCCUCCCGUCACCUGUCUUGUUUGUGACUUGAGUAUAGUCCAGUGGCGGCUAAGAUGGACAAAUCUCUAGGAAACAGGGUUGCACAAACUGCUCAUUAGGCAGCCGUUUAUGGCGGCAGAUUGACGAGGGCGGCAUUUACUGAGCUAAACUGACCGGUAGGCUUACCACAGAGGGGCAUUCAUGAAAUUCAAUUUCAGGCAACACUGUUGGCUACACCUGAGGACUUUUUGGCAGUCCGGACCGGCCUCGAUUUCCACAUCCACGGACAUUGGUUGUUGGUCUGGACAAAAUCUAAACCAAUGUUUGGUUCAGAUUUGGUUCCGGUCCAGACCGGCCUUGAAUUAUUAUUUUUGGUCUGGACUAAAUCAGACUUCUAUGUUUGGUUCAGAUUUAGUCCAGUCUUGACCUGCCUUGAUUUGGCUCAAACAUAGAUGUCUAAAAAUGACGUGUUUUCAACUUUCAUUCAGAACAAAAAAUGUGCCUGAUUUCAACAUCGGGGGAAAAAUGUGUAUUUUCAACAUCCAGAAAAUAUCUAUUUUAAACUGUGUUUUGGGGUCUCGCCUAAGGCGGCAAGGACCGGCCCUGCUCUGUGCCGAAAGGAGCCAUUCAGUUAGUUGCGUAGCUGUCCCAUCUGGUCUUGCUACUAUCAACAGGUGAACGUUCUCAGUCACUGCGCCGGAUUUCCGUCAUAUGGAUUCUGGAGGUCAGUUUUGAGAUUUGUCUAGAUCGCAAUAAAAAAUCUCUGGGGGGCUGGUUUGGAGAUGGCAUGUCUGUUCUAUAUAUUCCCAAAUUCUUUUUUCACUGUUUGCACUGAACUGACAUGCAUGACUGUUGCGGAUACUCCGAUGUUCAGAUGAGGGAAUGAAAAACAAUAUAAUGCCCACUAUUGUGGUGCUCAACUCAAACAGUUGUGUGUAGUGUACUGUAGCUGCUGGCAAAGUAAUUCAAAGCCUAUGCUUUAUCACUCAGGAUGUGGUAACUUUCCAGUGCUACUAUUUUUGCCAUGUAAUAUUCUUAAAAUGGACAACCACAUAGUAGAAUAGUUUGCCUAUUUACCUAGUCGGCUUGUGUGCUAUGCGAGAAAUGGUCCUUGUGGCGCAUUCAAGUUGCGAGAGCUGUAGGGAAGGAAACGUAUUCUGACGAGGCCAAUGCACAACUCUUCAAUUGUGGGAUAAACACUUGAAAGCAGUUUUCUCCUUUGUUAAAAAGUGGUUUCCCAUAUUUCCAUUGCUACCACGUUUAUUUCUCUACUUCUAAAAUGGCGCGCGGCAUAAUUUUUCAAAAUGCAGUUCCAAUCGGCGUUUUAACACAUGGUUUGGACAACUGUGCAACAGAGCUCUUAAAGGGGAACUGCAUUUUUACAUACAUUUACAUAUGUCCAUAUUUGCAUAUUUUUGUUGUAAACUGGGGCAAUGGUGUCUUAAAAUGGCAAUGACAUACUUUGUAAUAGAAACCCCCAAAAUCGAUAGUUCUUUAAAAUAUUAAUCAGGUGGUUGAAUCCAAAGGGUGUAAAUGCAGAUGGACAAAUCCCAUGCUUAUGUAUUUAUAGCCAAUAUGCUGCAUCAGUUGGGCUAUAGGUGAUUUAACAUUUUUACCAUUGUUACUUGGCUAAUUUCUGGAAUGGAAAUUGUAUUUGGUGUCAGCAUUUUAUUUUCAUUUUGGAUAGCAUGCCCUUUAAAAAAAAAAGUAACGAUCUGAGCUUCUCAUAAUAUUUCUCCCGAGGAGGACCAUGGACCCCCUGGGGACCGGAAGUGGUCAAACUCAGUUUAAUACAUGUAUUUUUUAUUUAACCUUUAUUUAACCAGGUAAGCCAGUUGAACAAGUUCUCAUUUACAACUGCGACCUGGCCAAGAUAAAGCUUAAAAAAAUAUCCUCAAUCCCUAAAAGCCUGAUGGUCAUGACUUUUAAAAAAUGUAUUGGGAGGGUAACUUGGCUGCACAGACAAUCUGAGAUCGACUGAAGUGUCAGUCAUGGGAUUUUGUUGCUGUAAGCCCUGUAUCAAUGAUUCAGAGAUCCAGGGUGUACUUGUUUUAAAGUCUUCUAUUUGUUUCCAGUCAAGCACAGCGGCAGUGUGACCUUUGACGAGAUCGUGACAGUCGCCCGCACAAUGAGGCCCCGCUCCAUUGCCAGGGAGCUUUCUGGUAAGAGCCCAGCCCAUGCCUAUCCCCUCAGCUUCACGUCAUUCUUGAAUCACCUGCCACUUUGCCAGUCAGAGUAUAGCCCAGUGGAGGCUAAGAUGGACCCAGCUUUUGGAAACACGGCUGCCCACACAGUGGGCAACUCUGUGCUGAAAGGCCUAGAACAAAAUUGCGCCUUUAUCAUACACUAGAACAUUUAUACAGUGCAUUCGGAAAGUAUUCAGAACCCCAUUUCCACCUUUUGUUAUGUUACAGCCAUAUUUUAAAAUGGAUUGAAUAAAUGUUUUCCCUCAACACAUACAAUACACCACAAUGACAAAGCAAAAAGAGGUGUUUAGAAAUGUUUGCUAAUUUAUUUUUUCAAAACAAAACAAAACAUACCUUGUUUACAUAAGUAUUCAGACCCUUUGCUAUGAGAGUCAAUUGAGCUCAGGUGCAUCAUGUUUCCAUUGAUCAUCCUUGAUGUUUCUACAACUUGAUUGGAGUCCACCUGUGGUAAAUUCAAUUGAUUGGACAUGAUUUGGAAAGGUACACCUGUCUAUAACUUCCCACAGUUGACAGUGCAGUCAGAGAAAAAACCAAGCCAUGAGGUCGAAGGAAUUGUUCUUACAGCUCAGAGGCAGGAUUGUGUCGAGGCACAGAUCUGGGGAAGGGUACCAAAACAUUUCUGCAGCAUUGAAGGUCUCCAAGAACACAGUGGUCUCCAUUCUUAAAUGAAAGCCGUUUGGAACCACCCAAGACUCUUCCUAGAGCUGGCGGCCCGGGCCAAACUGAGCAAUCGGGGGAGAAGGGCCUUGGUCAGGGAGGUGACCAAGAACCCAAUGGUCACUCUGAUAGAGCUCCAGAGUCCCUCCUCCCAGAAGGACAACCAUCUCUGCAGCACUCCACCAAUCAGGCCUUUAUGGUAGAGUGGCCAGACGGAAGCCACUCCUCAGUAAAAGGCACAUGACAGCCCGCUUGGAGUUUGCCAAAAGGCACCUAAAGGACUCUCAGACCAUGAGAAACAAGAUUGAACUCUUUGGCCUGAAUGCCAAGCGUCACGUCUGGAGGAAACCUGGCACAAUCCCUAUGGUGAAGUAUGGUGGUGGCAGCAUCAUGCUGUGGGGAUGUUUUUCAGCGGCAGGGACUGGGAGACUAGUCAGGAUCGACGGAAAGAUUAAUGGAGCAAAGUACAGAGAGAUCCUUAAUGAAAACCUGCUCCAUAGCACUCAGGACCUCAGGCUGGGGCCAAGGUUCACCUUCCAACAGGACAAUGACCCUAAGCACACAGCCAAGACAAUGCAGGAGAUGCUUCGGGAAAAGUCUCUGAUUGUCCUUAAGUGGCCCAGCCAGAGCCUGGACUUGAACCCGUUCAAACAUCUCUGGAGAGACCUGAAAAUGGGAUAAACUCCCCAAAUACAGGUGUGCCAAGCUUGUAGCGUCAUACCCAAGAAGACUCUAGGCUGUUAUCGCUGCCAAAGGUGCUUCAACAAAGUACUGAGUAAAGUGUCUGAAUACUUAUGUAAAUGUCGUAUUUCAGUAUUUCUUUUUUUUUAAUUGCCAAAAAAUCUAAAUCUAUUUUUGCUUUGUCAUUAUGGGGUAUUGUGUGUAGACUGCUGGUCCUAAUUCCUUUUCUAUUUUCUCAGGAACCAUCAAGGAGAUUCUGGGAACUGCCCAGUCUGUGGGUUGCACCAUCGAUGGCCGCCCUCCCCAUGAUGUCAUUGACGACAUCAACAGCGGCAAGGUGGAGUGCCCAUUUGAGUAAAACAUCAAAUGGAGAAAAUAAAGGUUUAUAAGAAAUAUGAA
Coregonus sp. 'balchen' is the source of this 7747-nucleotide messenger RNA. Lineage: Eukaryota; Metazoa; Chordata; Actinopteri; Salmoniformes; Salmonidae. The record is from the annotation of a GenBank genome assembly.